GCAAAUGACUCACGCGUGAUCCCACAGCACAUGUGGCAGGCCAGGACUUCUCUCCGUAUCUUUCACUGUUUGUUUUUUCUUUGUUUCGUGAAUGGUCAGUGAAAAGAAGGCAACAAAACGGUAAGUAAUACUUUGGCAAUAAUGGAUUAGAAAUGUUCUUCAGGUGUUUGCUGUAGUUCACAUGCAUGAGCAGCAUGUAAUGUCAAGUUUUAGUGAGGUUUUUAAAUUGUCUCUGAUUCACACGGGACUAAACCUCAUGUAUUUUUGCUUCUUGUCCUAACUUUUCCUUGUACAAUAAGCUUUCAGAUGGCAAUAGAAAGCCUUUCGUCAUUUGGCCCAGUGUCUGUACAGUAAGCUAUGUCGGUCUGUUUCUGCUAAAGGCCACUGAUACCCGUUUCCCAUCCUGAGUCUGCACCCCAGUGAACACAAUUACAAAUGGAGAAUGCGGGGAUUAAAAGAGGAAUUGUGAUUAAAGAUGACUGGCCAGGAUACAGUCUGGACCUGUUCACUUACCCUGAGCACUACCAUGAAGACAUUGAGAGUGUUUACAUUCCACAUGGGGUAAUCAUGAACAGGACAGAGCGUCUGGCCCGCUACAUCAUGGAUGAUUUCAGGGACAACAACAUAAUGGUGCUGUGCGUCUUGAAGGGAGGCUACAAGUUCUGUGCAGACCUGGUGGAGUUCAUUAAGGUUCUCGGCCGCAACUCCGAGAAGUAUUUGGAGACCCGGGUGGAGUUCAUUCGUCUCAAGAGCUACCUAAAUGACCAAUCAACAGAGGAGCUGCACAUCAUAGGAAGCCGGGAUCUGUCUUUCUUGCGGGGAAAGGCCAUAGUUGACACAGGAAAGACCAUGAAGGCCCUUCUGAAGCAUGUGGAGACUUUUGAACCCAAGAUGGUCAAGGUCGCAGGUCUGUUGGUAAAGAGGGUCCCUAACAUGGCUGAAAGUCUAACAGACUAUGUUGGAUUUGAAAUCCCCAACCGCUUUGUUGUCGGUUAUGCCUUGGACUACAAUGAGUACUUCCGUGACCUGAAUCACAUCUGCGUCAUCAGCAAGACUGGAAAAAUGAAGUACAAGGUUUGAGAAGAAUCAAAAGAAUUAAAGCAAUGCACAGUUUCGCAGCAACAUUUUUCCUUUUCUUCUUCAGAUAUAAGCAAAGUUUCAGUUUUGUUUUCUGACUGUUAGAAAUUUCCUGUCUGUGUCAGUCUUUGUUUAAGUGAGGCAUGUGUUUCAGACAAAAAACAAAACAUUUGUUAUAUUUGUAUGUGACAUUAACUUUGUAAGUGGUUAAAAAUUAAAGAUGAUUCAUCUUUAAU
Scatophagus argus is the source of this 1313-nucleotide messenger RNA. RefSeq names its product phosphoribosyl transferase domain containing 1a (gene prtfdc1a). Gene Ontology annotation, biological process: guanine salvage; hypoxanthine metabolic process; purine ribonucleoside salvage. Gene Ontology annotation, molecular function: hypoxanthine phosphoribosyltransferase activity; magnesium ion binding. NCBI's taxonomy places the organism in Eukaryota, Metazoa, Chordata, Actinopteri, Scatophagidae. The transcript has 8 exons. The record is from RefSeq and is a predicted model, not a curated record. The coding region runs from base 436 to 1080 and encodes 214 amino acids.